AUGAAGUUGGUGCCAAGAGAAGAAGGUAGAAAUCGGCCUAUCGUUCAAAGGAAUCUGUUUGGAAUUGACGUGAACUGUUGCAAGGCAACUAGGAAUCACCCAUUCUAUAUACUAUGCAGUCAGCAAGAAGGAGAACAAAUGUUACAGACCAUCCACAACUAUUUCAGACAAUUUUUCGGGUCAUCUAUUGAGUAUCAUUUAGAAAAUGGUAGCUUGAACUAUGUACCAAGACUGGAGAACAUCAAGAAUAGUAUUCUUUAUUUCCGGAACGAAGCAACAGCUGCACAAUUGUUGGAUAGAUACUUAACUGUCUCAUCCUCACAGGAUUAUAUUCGAGUCUCUUCAAUAAGAGGUUGUGAAUACGAACGAAGUCUAAAACUGGCUCAAACCAAAGUACUAGAGAUAAUGAUCUCUGGCAGUAGAGCUGGAGGACUUUUGAAGAAUUUCAAGGGAAGACAACUUUUUAUAAAUGAGGGAAUACUCACGGAUGAUGAUAUUAUUCAGUUUUUGAACAGUUGGAAAUCAGAUAACGGAUAUCAUAAUAUUGAGUUUUUGAAUGUUACUCUUGAGGAAGAAACUUUCCUGAAUCGAGAGAACAUAAUAAAAAAUAUUGAUAUAAAACGAUUUGAUGUAAUGAAGAAGAUGCCGGUUUAUCAUUAUGACAGAAGAAAAGGAUGGGAUAAAUGCGACUGGAAAAUCGAAAGCUUCUGUAGUCCGCACUUUAUAGUUCGAGAUGCUGAUCAACACGUGGCAUCACUGAAAAUCACAACUCGAGGAAUCCAAUUUGCUUCAUGGAAAAUGACAGAAGAAGAGGUUAUGAGAGAAAGAAUUCAGAAGGCUUUCCUACGAACUCCAUUCCAAAAGGCAGCCCCUUCCAAAAACUCCAUCAAACUUUCAAAAUUUUCAAGUUUGGUUCAGAGCGAGAUCUUGUCGAGCAUGGAGUUGGUGGAUCUGUUGAUGAUGGCUUCUUGUUCUCAGAAAUUCUAUCAAAAUAUGAAAUCAAUGAUGAGAAGCCGUUUCGACAAGAUACUCACAAUCACCUAUGAGUCGAGAGCGUCUAAUUCCAUCGAUAUCACAUCAUCUAGCAGUGGAGAAAAUCCAUUUAUGAGCAUACCAGGAAGUUUGAGAGCUCGUCCACUCGUUUCGAUCAAUCUGUGCGGAAUGGAUUUACAAGUCUACAUGCCAACCAGAAAUCACCCACUUAUGAUACAAUGCAAUACGGUUCAAAGAGAAACCAUGCUCACAUCUAUCCACAAUUAUUUCCUCGACUUCUUUGGUUCAUCCAUCAAAUAUCAGUUAAUUGUGAGCAUGCUGACGCCAACAUUUUCAAAACUAAAGAAUAUCUCCAGUACAGAUUUGUCGAGUGACAGUACUAUGUUAAUGGCUGAGUUCCACGAUUUUCUAAAAAUCUCUCCUAACCAGGAUUUUAUCAAAUUAUCUGAAUUAGAAUGUCCUUUGCUUGGAAGAAAUUUGGAAUUCGCUAAGGCGAAAGUGUUAGAUAUUGAGACAAUGUAUUGUCCGGCAGAAGACAUUUUAUCCAAUUUCGAAGGCAGGCAGUUGUUUAUUAACAAUGGAGCUAUAAUCGAUACUGUUGUCAUCCAGUUUCUGAACAAGUGGAGAUCAAAUGAAGGAUAUCAGAAUUUAGAGUAUUUCAGUAUUUUUGUCUCAAACCCUCUCAAUUCAAAUCAAAUAAUGAAUAGUAUUCCAAUCAAUCAGUUAGACCCAUCUGAUCAACUACCAGUUUAUCAAGUUGCUAGAAAAGAUCACUAUUGGAAACGUACAUGGGGAAUUCAUAAAUUCAGCAGUCCAAAUUACAUUGUUAGAGAUUCGGAUCAAUACGUGGCAUCCAUCUUGAUUACGGCGGACAAUAUCACUUUUGCCGCGUGGAAUAACACUGAAAAAGAGUUUUUGGAGAAACGCCCCGUCAAGAGACUCUAUUGA
Caenorhabditis remanei is the source of this 1941-nucleotide messenger RNA. RefSeq lists its product as uncharacterized. Gene Ontology annotation, biological process: embryo development. NCBI's taxonomy places the organism in Eukaryota, Metazoa, Nematoda, Chromadorea, Rhabditida, Rhabditidae. The coding region runs from base 1 to 1941 and encodes 646 amino acids. The transcript is spliced from 5 exons. The record is from RefSeq and is a predicted model, not a curated record.